UACACGUUUUAUUAUCAUUGUUGUCACUGUUGAUAUCAUUAUCAUUGCUCAAGACAUGUCCCAGAGAAUAAAAGAUAGACGAAUAUGAGCCGUGCUUCAGGGUGAGUUGAAGAAUAACAUUUAACUUUAAGUAAAAAUCAAUAAAUAAAAUAUAUUGUCAACCAUUAUUAAUAGCAGUGAAUAGUCAUUGAUUCAUAACUGUGUGACAGAUGUGUCUGGCUAAUCCAAAGAUCAAAAGUCAGAAAUCAAGUUGCCCCUUUUGAAUUGGAUUAUAGCACAGAACAAGUUUCAGAAACAUAAAAAAAAUUAAAAAGUGAGAAGAGGUCCAAUGAAAUAGUACAAUUUUACCAUGACAAUCAAAAUGAAUUUGGACUUGAUUACCACGUUAGAGAUUAUGAAGCAGUACAAUUUUAAAAUACAUUGAAAUUUACUGGUUAGGUAGCAGAAAAUCUCCAAACCUUCUUUGUAUUGACACAAUACCACAGGAUAAUUUGCUCUCUUGGAACCAGAGUUGAACUACAGCUGGUGAUGAAUCUGCUUUCAAAAUCACUCUGGAGGCUGAUUGUUUGUCCAUAGAGAGUGAUGACAAGAGAAACGGAUGACAUAUCCUGACUAUAUCCAUAGCAUAUGAACAAUACUAAGUGUCCUAUUUUCUCUUUUUGGUUCCAUAGAUCCGGAUCCCAAUAACACCGGUCUUGAUGCAAUUCCUCCAAUACGAUACUCCGUCUCCAAUUCUGAUGUCUUUGCAUCGACUGCUUUCUCGUGGCUGGAAUGCUGAGCACAAAAACUUCCGUGAAUUCCUUCAAGACUCAGCUCAAAUCACAGUCCUUUCUCAGUCCCCUCACUAUUAGUUAUUUCACUUUUAACAUUCUCUGUUUAUAUCUAAGUAUUUACCAAAUUAUUUACCAUUGUGUAUCCCAUUAGAAAGUAAAUUCUCUGAGGGAGGGACUGGGUUUUUGCUUUUUUUUUUUUUUGUAUCUCCAAUGCAGCAUAAUAAGUAAUUAAUAAAUGCUUCUUGACUUAGCUUGCAAAUGCAGUUUUAGUCAUUAAUUAAGUCAACAUGAUACUCGAAAGCCACAUAUUUCAUCAACUUCUCUCUGUCUCCCCCACGUAAUAGGAUUCAACCCAGAUAUCCAGAACUUGAAUGACCAGAAGUAGAACCAGUGGUCUGGUUCUAAGCAGGGGCUUCUGAUGUUCAUGUUCACAUUUGUCUGUGUCCAGAGAUGGAGUCAUCAUCAUAGGGAACCUUGGACUGAACCAUACUACUGGCCUGGGAGAGUUGGGCAUCUCCCUUAUUAGCUGUGUGAUUUAAACUUCUCUGUUUCUCAUUGUCCUCCAGAAAAUGAGCUGGUCAGGAUAGAUGAACUCAAAGGUUCUAAAUCCUUUGAUUCUAUUAAUAUAAUAGCUGCUAUUUACAUAGCAUAGUAGGGCCUUCAGUUUUGCAACACUGUUUUCAUGUUACCUCAUUUGAUGUUUUUAAGAACAACUCUGUGAGACAAAUAUUAAAAGUGAUCCUUAUUUACAGAAUCAUAAAGCUAGUGUCUGAGACAGGCUUUUAACUCAGGUUUUACCAAAUACACUCUCCACGGCAAAUAGGUUUGCUAAGAAAAGUUGUACAUGUUAACAGUGAAGGAGAAGCUGCCUCUUCUUCCCCUCCAGAAAGGAAGAAAAUUUGCAAAUCUUUCCAGAGGCAUAAAAAGAGCUUAUCCUAGUUGUAGUGCUUCCAAUGUGUCACAGCAUCAUAGGAAGUCAAAGGAUCGCAGAGACAUCUAGUCUAAACCUUUCCUUUUCAUAAAAGGGAAAUAAGCCCAGAAAAGUGAUUACUCCAAAUGAGUUAAUAUACAGGAGAGAACCAGAACCAAGGCUUCCUAACUGAUGAUCCAUUAGGCCUUCCACUAAAGCAUGCUUUCUUAUCUUUUUUUUUCUUUUUCUCUCUUCUUUCCCUCCCUCCCUCCCUCCUUCCUUCCUUCCUUCCUUCCUUCCUUCCUUCCUUCCUUCCUUUCUUCCUUUUUUUUUAAAAACUAUUUCACCCAGGCUGAAAAUUCAGGAACUAGCUACAAUCCCUGUGGUAAAUUGUUCCAUAUAGGAACUCUGAUCAUCUCCUUUUCCCAUAUGGAUCACUUUUCUUCUCUUUAAUCAACUUGGUGCCCAUUCCCUCCAGGGGAUCAUUCUAUUGAAGCCCAGGUGUCCCAGGCCUUGCAGCUCAGACUUCCUGAAGCUCAAAUGACCCAGUAGCUUCAGCCUCUCCAGGAGCUAGGAUUAUAGAUGUGCUCUCAAACUGGGCCUGUAUUUAUUUUCAAGCAGCAGUGAAACUGCUGGAGAUAGCAAAUGUUUAAAUGGCCCUGUUUACUGAAAACAAACAAACAAAAAUACAAACCACAAUGGCUUCUUGCUGUUGUACAUAGCUUCUGUCCUGUCCUUUGAGAAAUUCAUCGUGGUGAAUAUCCAAUGACUUGUUUGGAUUUGGGGAUCGCACAUGUGAUUUUUAAAAAAUAAACUUAAGCACAUUUGCUUUUAUUUUGAGUCUUGGAGUGGGGGUGGGAAUGGGGAGGGGGGCUGGUAAAGUGGAUGGAGAGCCGUGAUUUCUAGGAGACCUUUUGGUUCUAUGGACCAAACUACAAGUGAGAAAAGUCCCUCUGUCAAUGCCGAUGGGUAACCGACUGCUCUGCAAUUUCUGAUCUAGAGAGUUGCCUGGAGACGUUGUGAAGUUUAUAGGACUUUCUCAGGAUGAGAGUCAGCGUGUGCCAGACAGAGAGAGGAGCCGAGGCAGCCUUUCUCACGCUGAGGCUGCCCGCUAUCCACCAGGGCACUCUUUACUUCUAGGAUUUUUUUUAGCUUGUGACACAAAUGAAAAUAGUCAUUAUUUUUCAUCCUAAUAAGACUGAAUUUUCUUUUCAUCUUUCCACUCCUCCCCUCCCAAGAGGAAUCCGUAGGUUUGUGUUCCUCUCCAUCCUGAAACAGAAACGGCGAUCCUAGCGAAAGCAGCAUCCGAGCUGCUGGAGCAGUUCCGAGCUCCGAAGGAUGACAUCUGGCUUAACCCAGCAUUUCCCAGGAGUCCUAAGGGUGUGGUUGAGCCAGGACCGUGUCUUGCUUGGGAUCCGGCUGAGAACCAGGUCUCUCUCUGUGAGCGCACACGUCCCUUCCCUCCUCCUCCCCCUCUUUCGUGUCCCUGCCUCUAGCCUGCUCGGAGCAGACUCCUCCCUCCUGCAGCAGCAGCAGCAGCAGCUUGCUUCCAAGACCGAGCCUUUCGUUGUGUGCUCUUUCUGUAGCUGAGCUAGCAGGCUCGAACCGUCCCUGAAGAUCCGCCUUCCUUUGCGACCCAGCUUGCCAGCAAGGCUCUCCUUGAACUACUCCCCAAAGUGACUGGAGUUUGGGGAUUCGGAAAAUCAGGGAACAUGGCUGGCCGCGCGCAAAGGAAUAAGACGGGAUCCGAGACGAACCGCUUUCUUGCCUGAAACUUGGGGGGUGGGAGUUCUGGUGGGGAGGUUGUCAGGUUUUAUUCUGGAUUUUGGUUUUCUGCUACUAUUCCCUUAAGCGGACCCCGAUUUUUGAGUUGGCAAACCAAUGGGCCACUUGCCUGACGUAUUCUGAAGGACUUGAACAGAUAGACUCAUCUCUAAAGGCAGAAAAGAAUCUCUUUUUGGGGGGAGCGGGGGGAGCAGAAAAGCUUCAUCUGGCCAUUCCUAGCCAUGCUUUGAUUGGGGAAAACUUGCAGAGUCAUUGAUAAGAACAAGUCAUUGUCUUCCCGGGACGAUGUCUCUGAUCCCCAGUAACUUUUCCAUGAAUGGGACAAGUUCGGGGAUGGAGAGUCCCAUUAAGGACCCGACCCCCCAGAGAGCAAGACCUUUCAAUGUCUUCUUCCUCUGCUUGACGUUUGUGAUGACCAUCACAGCGCUGCUGGGAAGCGUUUAUUCCUUAGUGUGCCUGCUCAGAAUGCCCCACAAGACCGUGCUCUCCAUGCUGGUGGCCUCUUGGGCAGCGGACGACUUGAUCAGCGUCCUGCCCAUGAGCAUCUUCCUGUUCCUGCAGUGGCCCAGAGCCAGCCCCAGGGAGUCCCUACCUUUGUGCGCCACGUCGGCCUUCCUCUACCUGUUCCAGGGCAUCUCCAGCAACCUGAAGGCGGCGGUUAUAGUUUCCUACAACUUUUACACGCUGCGCAGAAGCGUGGCGAGCCCCGGCGCGGGCAGCCAGCCCCGCGCUCUGCUGGUAGUCCUGCUCGCCAUCUGGGGGGGCAGCCUGCUGAUCUGCACGCACCCUCUCUGGGGCUGGGGGAGCUUCGUCCCCACGCCUUGGGGGUGCCUGGCCGACAGCAGCAGCUCCCUGCCGCUCUUUGUGGUCUACGCGCUGAGCUUCUGCGUCCUGGCCGGCUUCUCCGUGCCGCUCACCUACCAGCUGCUCUGCUCCGAGCAGCUGCCCGGCUUUCGGCUCAAUUACCAGGAAAUCUCUCGCGGAGGAGGCUUCACGCCGUGUACCCCUCCGUCCGGGGGCAGCGCCCUCCCCGCCACCCCGGAGGAUGCUCGGACCCCGACGGCGCAGUUCUUCAGGGGACCGGGGAGCACCGCGCGCUCCGAGGCUGCCUUUGGACUGGGUCCGGCCGCAGGGCGAGGGCCCGGGACGGGGGCCGAGGCGGGGGCUGGAGUCUGCAGGCGGCCCGGCCGGGGGCCAGGGGACGUGCGACGGGACAGCCGAAGCUUCAGCGUGAGCAUAGCCCAGAAGAGAUUCUCCUUGAUUCUGGCUCUAACCAAGGUCGUCCUUUGGCUUCCAAUGAUGAUCCACAUGGUGGCCCAGAACACCCCAGAAUUCCAGAGCCUCCCUUUCGAACUCUUCAGCUUUCUGCUGACCACCCUGGCGACCACCGUGACCCCAGUAUUUGUCUUGUCCGAGCGCUGGACUCACCUGCCCUGUGGCUGCAUCAUUAACUGCCCGAGGGGCGCAGAUGCUGCGACUUCCGAGGAGACCAAAACUAAAAGAAAAGGCUUUGAAUUCAACUUAUCAUUCCAACACAGUUAUGGCAUUUAUAAGAUAGCCCAUGAGAAUCAUUAUGAUGAAGAUGAUGAUGAAAACUCCAUAGCAUAUCAUAACUUAAUGGACUAUGAGUGUGAAACCUUAAGAGACACACAGAAAGAUACCAGCAACUUCCUUCAUGCUAUAAAAGUAGAAUUCAGCACCGCAUCUUCUCAGGACAGCUCCACUCUGCCAGGUAUCAACAAAAGCACAAACACAGUCAGUACUGAGACUAAACAGGACUCGGACAGAGAGAAGAGCCUUGAGCAAGGGUUGACUGACCAGACAGGAGUAUUUGUAACAGAAGAUGCCAGAAACUUUGAAAAAUCUACCUUUUUGGAAGGAGCAGAAAGAAGGCUUUCCCAUGAGGAGAGUCACAAACCAGAACUUUCUGACUGGGAGUGGUGCAGAAGCAAAUCAGAAAGGACUCCUCGUCAGCGAUCCGGUGGUGCUCUUGCUAUACCUCUGUGUGCAUUUCAAGGGACUGUGUCUCUCCAUGCCCCCACAGGGAAGACUUUAUCUCUCUCCACCUAUGAGGUGAGUGCAGAAGGGCAAAAAAUAACCCCGGCGGCCAAGAAAAUCGAAGUCUAUCGAUCCAAGAGCGUGGGCCAUGAGCCAAACCCAGAGGAUUCGCCCACCACUUUCCCAGACACCAGCGUCAAGAUCCACUUGGAAGUGUUGGAAAUCUGUGACAAUGAGGAAGCCAUGGACACCGUGUCCAUCAUCAGCAACAUCAGCCAGUCCUCAACCCAAGUCAGAUCUCCUUCUCUACGCUAUUCUCGCAAAGAAAAUCGGUUUGUUUCCUGCGAUUUGGGAGAGACCGCUUCUUACUCCCUCUUCAUCCCCACAAACAAUCCUGACAGUGACAUCAAUAUAUCCAUUCCAGACACCGUGGAGGCCCACAGGCAGAACAGUCAAAAGCAGCAUCUGGAGAGAGAUGGCUACCAGGAAGAAAUACAACUGUUAAAUAAAGCUUACAGGAAACGGGAGGAAGAAGGCAAUGGAAGCUAAGAACUGUCUAGGGUCCAAGAAUCAAAUGUUCUCCUCCACCUGACUUGGAAGUCAGUGAUUUUUCUUAGAUGAUUUUGAUUUCUGUUUGAGUCAUACAUAGCUUCAGUCACAAUUCUUCUCUCUGGAAAAGCUCUUCAUAGAAGAAGGGAAUGCUAUGGCUUGUCUAUCGUCUCCUAUCCCUGUGGUAAUGAAAGGAUUUUGUCUCUAGAUGAUUGCUGACCAUCUUUUCUGCUCAUAUUGCUCAUGAGAUUCCUCUUCCAAUGAGGAGCAAUAGACAGAAGUCAUAUAGAGAUAAAUUAAAGAUUGAUAAAGCCAGGAAAAACAAACCAUUGGAACGCUACCAAAGUAGGAUAAAAUAGUCAAUCACAGGGAGCAGAGAGAUCAUUCUCUUUGGAGGCCAUAGGAACAUAGACUUAGUUAUAGAGAUCCUUUACUCUAAACCCUUUGUUUUAAAUUUGAAAAAACUGAAAUAGAGAGUCAGAGUAACCAAAGCUUAAACCUAAGAACUCUGCCUUCAGAUUGUUUCUAAUGGUCUUGAACUAAUGGCUGUAUGGUUGGGCUGAGUCAUGGAAAGACCAUAAGUAGAAGGGAUUUUGGAGGCCAUCAAAGCCAGUGUUCAUUUAACAGAUAAGGAAACUGAGGCAUGAGGAUAAUGAUUUCCCUAAGGUCAUAUUGCUAAUAAAGAUGUGAAGCAGGGUUUGAAUACAGGCUUCCCUGAUUCCAGGGCUAGUACCAUUAUGCUAGACUGCCUCUCAAAAUAAUCUUUGUUAAAUAAAUGGCCCCUAAGAGCCCUUCCAGUUAGGAGAAUUUGUGGAUUAUCUGGAAAAUGCUUCCUACAUAUCUCCUCUUCUUAGACUUCUUGGGUCUUUGCUUAUGUGCUGCUUUUCAUUAGAAGCUUUCCCUGAUUUCCUCCCCACAACCAAGUUAUUACUGCUCCCUCCUCCACCAAGUUUUCAUGUUUGUAUUCAUCUAUAUAGAUGAAGUACACGGCAUGCUACCCCCCUCUCAUCCUCAGUAUAAUGUGUCUGUAAAGACCAUGUUCCCCAGUGGCAAGCUGCCCAGGAAAAGACUAUUUUGUUUUUGUCUCUAUGGCCUAGCACAGGACCUUGCCAUGGUAGACCUUUAAUAAAUGUCCAUUGCAUUUGAUUAGAUUAGAUAAUUUCCUCAGAUUCCUCAUUCAGAACCUGGAGGAAUGGGCUUACGAGAUUAUUUCUGAAUCCGUGUUCGUGAUCUCCCCCAUAGGUCUACAAAAAAAAGUGGGGCCUUCUAGGAAUUGCUACAUUGGAAACAGAAGGGAUAUUAUAAAAGUCUGGGGAGACUUUGGAAAUCAUCUAUCACCCACUUAGUCAUCUCUUCAUGUUGAGAUAUUUUCUAUCCAUGUAUUCAUUAUUGCAGGAAAAUUGGAUCCCUUUGGGGUCUGGGAAGCUAAAAUAGAAGCAUGUACUUUUUCCGUCCUGGAAAAUCUAUUUUGGGCAUUUCUAGAAAAUGCAAAGCUGUUUCUGAGCCCCCUUCUCUUUCUUUUUCUCCCACUAAUAACCAUGCUAUUGUUUCUUAUGGUAUAUUCUUUAAUCCUUAAAGUGGCAUUGAUAGCUGUCAAUGAUCUCUUUCUUAAGAGGCUCCAAAAAGAUUUCAAAAAGAUUCUAACUCUGUACUUACCAUCUGUAGGCCUUGAGUCAUUAUUUGCUAGAAGAUUUAACAGAAAGAAAUUGACAGUUCUGUUUGCCCCCACAUCUGAUUUGAAGACCAUGUUCAGAUGAUAGCCAUAAGGAAUGUUUUCUGUUUGUCAGUCAUGGGGAGAAGGGGAAUGAUUAUGUCAGCUUCUCAAAACCCAAAUGACUCUUUGCAAAGUAGCAGAAUUUUCAAACUGGCUCAGCACUCCCUGCUUUUUAGGGAAAAAAAAUCCUGGCAGGAAUGAGUACCUUUAGAAUUUUCUUCCUGAAAAACGUGAGUCAUAUGUUGAGAAACUAUUCUAUAGUCCAUAGAGGGUAUAUUUUGGGUGGAUAAAUUAGAUCAUACCCAUGCUGAGAUUUGUCAGCAUUAUAACCAUUUAAUAUUAUUCGUGUAAAUGUAUAAUAAUGAUAAACAGGGUUUCUUCAAAAUAUUUCACUAAAACCAUUAUGUAAAUAUUUGCCAAUGUUCUGUUCUAAUGUCCAAUGAUGUUGUUUUCUUAAAAAACCAUUGAAAUGGGACCAUUUGAUGUGGUUUGAAUACAUGCAUGUUUAUUUAUAGGUUCAAAAAGAAGUUUUUCCCAGAAAACUUUAUUCUAGUUUUUAUUACUUGGAGCCAUGGCAUUAAAGUAUAAGAACACAAGCUCCAGAAGAGUUUUAUCGUUGUUUUUCAUGCUUUUAAAAAGCCCUUCUAAAGUAAUGUAAAUGUCACUGUGUUAUCCAUUGCUCUCUCUCUCAUUUUAAUUCUGUUUCACUUUCUUAAAAAUGUAAUGUAUUUGUAAUACCUCCGAUAAUGUUUGUAAAGAGAUCCCAAGACAAAUCAUAACAUAAAAAUUCAAAUUAAAAAACACCUUCAUUGUGAAUCUCACUGCAUUUAUUUGAAAAAUUACUGUGUUGCUCAAGGUCAUAGGAACACAACACCUGCUGAGAGAAUAAGUUGUUUAUUCUUGCUUCAAACUAGUGGUGCAACUUAAAAAGAGUAUGAAAUUUAAAUGAUAGGUUUGUGGUGAUUGACUUGUUUCAAUUUGUUUAAAAGAAAGAAGUCUUGACUCAUUUGAAAUACAAAAUCAGUCAGCAAGGUAACCUGUCUGGAAUCAUGACCAAUCUGGAAAUCUUAGUUAACUAAGUAGAUGGAAGACAAAGAAGUCCAUUUCAAAAGUCUGUUGUUUUUUUUUUUAAACAGAUAAGAGAAGUUGAGUCCAAACAAAAGGUAAUAUAUGUUUUCCUCUAUGAGUCCAAUAUUCAGUCAACAUCUUGUUAUAUGAUUGAGUUCUUUGCACUGUACGUUUAAUAUUUAAUUUGGUUUUAUAUUUUAUCUAGAAUUUUAUCAAUCUCUAUUUAGAUCCACAAAAUAAUACUUUUCUUCUCCUACGGUAAUUCAAAAUAAAUUAAUUUAAAAUUUCUAGAAUUGCUGAUUUUUUAUUUUCUUUUUUUAAAUCAAAAUAUUUACAAACUUUUUUUUAAAGAAAAACUCUGCAUUGGCUCUAAGAUACCAAAGCCUAAGCUUGAAGGGAAAGUUUGACCUGCAAUAAAAACUUACCAGGCCCACAUCUGAAAGUAUGUUCCAGAAAAGUAGAAUUCUAGAACAACUUCAUGUGGCAGGAAAUAUGAAAGCUACUUGUUCACCCAGUGUUUAAACUGAGUAUAUACCAAUACAUGUCUAGUGUAAGAAUGAUUGAAAGAAAGUGUUUGGAAGUAAUAGAAAGCCUAUUAAAAACACAGUCCUUUUUUAUUUUUUAAAUGCAUUGUAUCAUGUUAUCUUAUUAUAUAUUAUAUGUUUCUUCUUAUCAAUAAAAUAAUUUUGUUAAACAU
Antechinus flavipes (yellow-footed antechinus) is the source of this 9494-nucleotide messenger RNA. RefSeq names its product G protein-coupled receptor 149 (gene GPR149). The transcript is spliced from 4 exons. Bases 3754 to 6015 code for a protein of 753 amino acids. Gene Ontology annotation, cellular component: neuron projection. NCBI's taxonomy places the organism in Eukaryota, Metazoa, Chordata, Mammalia, Dasyuromorphia, Dasyuridae. Gene Ontology annotation, biological process: neuropeptide signaling pathway. The record is from RefSeq and is a predicted model, not a curated record. Gene Ontology annotation, molecular function: G protein-coupled receptor activity; neuropeptide binding.